GGCCCUGUUCAGUGGGUGGAGAAGCAUCCAGCAGGCCUUGAGGAUCCAAGACUCUGGAGAUUUUAGAGGUUGGAGGUCCCAAUGGCUGCAAAGUCCCAGCCCAACGCUCCCAAAACCAAGAGUCCAGGCAGCGUCGCCAGUGGCAAGGCUGUGACUCAAGGGCAGUGGGGCCGUGCCUGGGAGGUGGACUGGUUUUCCUUGGCGAGCAUCGUCUUCCUGCUGCUAUGCGCGCCCUUGAUUGUGUACUACUUCAUCAUGGCCUGUGACCAGUAUAGCUGCUCUCUGACCGCCCCGGUGCUGGACGUCGCCACCGGCCAGAUGCACCUCACAGACAUCUGGGCCAAGACCCCGUCUGUGACGACGAAAGCGGCCCAGCUCUACGCCUUGUGGGUCACGUUCCAGGUGCUUUUGUACAUGGUGCUUCCCGACCUCUGCCAUAAGUUUCUGCCGGGCUACGUGGGUGGCGUUCAAGAGGGUGCCGUGACCCCCGCAGGGGUUGUCAACAAGUAUGAAAUCAACGGCCUGCAAGCGUGGCUCAUCACACACCUCCUGUGGUUUGCAAACUCUCGCCUCCUGUUCUGGUUCUCGCCCACCAUCAUCUUCGACAACUGGAUACCACUGCUGUGGUGCGCCAACAUCCUCGGCUAUGCCGUUUCUACCUUCGCCAUGGUCAAGGGCUACUUCUUCCCCACCAAUGCGCAAGACUGCAAAUUCACAGGCAACUUCUUUUACAACUACAUGAUGGGCAUUGAGUUUAACCCUCGGAUUGGGAAGUGGUUUGACUUCAAGCUGUUCUUCAAUGGGCGCCCUGGGAUUGUCGCCUGGACCCUCAUCAACCUGUCCUUUGCAGCCAAGCAGCAGGAACUCUACGGCCAUGUCACCAACUCCAUGGUCCUGGUCAACGUCCUGCAGGCCAUCUACGUGCUGGACUUCUUCUGGAAUGAAGCCUGGUACCUGAAAACCAUCGACAUCUGCCACGACCACUUCGGGUGGUACCUGGGCUGGGGGGACUGUGUCUGGCUGCCGUACCUCUACACGCUGCAGGGUCUGUACCUGGUCUACCACCCUGUGCAGCUGUCUGCCCCACACGCCGUGGGUGUCCUAUUGCUGGGCCUGCUGGGCUACUACAUCUUCCGGAUGGCCAACCACCAGAAGGAUCUGUUCCGCCGCACGGACGGGCGCUGCCUGAUCUGGGGCAGGAAGCCUGUGGUCAUCGAGUGCAUGUACACAUCAGCAAAUGGGCAGAAACACCACAGCAAGCUGCUGGCGUCGGGCUUCUGGGGCAUAGCCCGCCACCUAAACUACACGGGCGACCUGAUGGGCAGCCUGGCAUACUGCCUGGCCUGCGGCAGCGAGGGCCACCUGCUGCCCUACUUCUACAUCAUCUACAUGACCAUCCUGCUGUCCCACCGCUGCCUGCGGGACGAGCACCGCUGUGCCAGCAAGUACGGCGGCGACUGGGCGCGCUACACCACCGCCGUGCCUUACCGCCUGCUGCCCAGGGUCUUCUGACCGACCCCCGGGGGGAACCCCAGGACAGGAGAGGCUCUGCGGCUGGGCCCCAGGAGCCUCCGUUUCCUCACCCGUAAAACCGAGCUAGCCAGUCCUGGGCGGGUGUCUCCGUCAGUGUGCUGUUCUGUCCCCUCGGCGCGGGGGCUUCUGAGGGUCUGCGCCAGCAAAAUGACCAGCUUCCUCUGUUCGGUGUUUGAGGGUGGGAGGGUGACCUGGUCCUCUUGCCAACUGUGAGGACAGCGUUUCUCUGUAUUGGAGCCCCAGCUGCCGUUCUGCCCAGACCGACUGGCGUGGACGCUCUUGGGCCGCCGUCCCACGCCAGACCACGUCCUGCUAAGGGCAUGGAAGGAGGUGGAUGGAGAAGAUCGCAUCAGCCCCAGGUCCACCUUCGUCACCUGCUCUGCCAUAAUGAGCUGGACCUGUCAAAAGUGCCUCCUUUGGGCGUGGGACGUUGCAUUUGUCUUAACGGGCGCAGGGUGCAGCACAGUGGGGGCCUUCUGCUUCAGGAGGGGACAGCCAGGGGCCAGGCCCGCAGCCUGCAGACCCGACGGCCGGGCCUCCCAGGCUCCGCUCCCCCCGGGUGUCCAGCAGCCGGUGCACCCUGCUGGUGCCGAGUCCAACAAGUCUGAGUCCCACUCUUGGGUGGGGCCCCUUUGAAGUGUUCUUACCAUGGGCACUUUCCCUCAACCCUAGGAUUUUCUUGAAAGCUCUCUUUGAAUGUCACUGCCCUGGAAGGGUUUGUGGUUCUUUCUAUUAAACAUUCCUGUGCAAACUUCA
Messenger RNA from Manis pentadactyla (Chinese pangolin), 2289 nucleotides. RefSeq names its product 7-dehydrocholesterol reductase (gene DHCR7). Lineage: Eukaryota; Metazoa; Chordata; Mammalia; Pholidota; Manidae. Gene Ontology annotation, cellular component: endoplasmic reticulum membrane. Gene Ontology annotation, molecular function: 7-dehydrocholesterol reductase activity. The transcript has 8 exons. Bases 82 to 1512 code for a protein of 476 amino acids. The record is from RefSeq and is a predicted model, not a curated record. Gene Ontology annotation, biological process: cholesterol biosynthetic process; brassinosteroid biosynthetic process.